Molecule: messenger RNA, 1734 nt
Organism: Ipomoea nil (Japanese morning glory)
Lineage: Eukaryota; Viridiplantae; Streptophyta; Magnoliopsida; Solanales; Convolvulaceae
Product: glycerol-3-phosphate acyltransferase 5-like
Exons: 2
Coding region: 3-1547 (514 amino acids)
Biological process (GO): cutin biosynthetic process
Cellular component (GO): membrane
Molecular function (GO): phosphatase activity; glycerol-3-phosphate 2-O-acyltransferase activity
Source: RefSeq, a predicted model, not a curated record
CAAUGGAGUCGCCGCCGCCGUCGUCUGUGGUUUCCGAGCUCGAAGGGACUCUCUUGAAAGACCCCUCUCCCUUCUGCUACUUCAUGCUGGUGGCGUUUGAGGCCUCUGGGAUAAUCCGGUUUGCUUUGUUGCUAAUUUUGUGGCCCGUCGUGAGGUUUCUGGAGCUCUGCGGCCGAGGGGACGCCGGGCUGAAGGUGGCGAUUUUUGUGGCGACGGCCGGCGUGAAGGUGGCGGAGAUUGAGGCGGUGGCGAGGGCGGUUCUGCCCAAAUUCUACUUCGACGAUGUUGACUUGGAGGCUUGGGGGAGUUUCUGCUUGUUUCGGAGGCGGGUUGUGGUUUCGAGGAUGCCGAGGAUUAUGGUGGAGAGGUUUGCUAAGGAGCACUUGCAGGCCGAUGAUGUCGUCGGGAGUGAACUCGCCGUCAACCGGUUUGGAUUCGCCACCGGAUUUGUUAAAGAGGAUUUCGGUGUCUCCAUUUGUAGAGAUGUUUCUAGCUUGUUUGCAGAUGAUGAUCAACCCUGCUUGGGUAUGGGAAGACCUCAAUCUUCUACUUCAUUCCUUCCAUUAUGCAAGGAAGAGUUGCAUCCGCCAUUUAUGAGUGGCAAGAAGAAUGGCGGGGAAUUAAUAAAGCCGCUACCGGUGAUCUUCCACGACGGCCGCCUGGCAAAGCGGCCGACACCGGGGACGGCGCUGAUGAUCCUAGUAUGGAUACCGAUUGGGAUUCUACUGGCGGCUGUUCGUAUUGGAUUAGGGCUACUUCUCCCCAUAUGGAUCAUGCCUAUCAUAGCUCCGUUGUUAGGAGGCGAAGUCAUAGUGAAAGGCAAGCCGCCGCUGCCGGCGGUGGCGGCCGGCUCCGGCUCCGGAUCCGGCGUGCUCUUCGUCUGCACCCACCGAACACUAAUGGAUCCCGUGGUUCUCUCCGCCGUUCUCCAGCGCAAAAUCCCGGCCGUGACCUACUCCAUUUCGCGAUUAUCCGAAAUCCUCUCGCCGAUCCCCACUCUCCGGCUGACGCGCAGCCGCGACCUCGACGCCGAGAUGAUCACGCACGAGCUCGAGAAAGGAGACGUCGUCGUUUGCCCCGAAGGGACCACUUGCAGAGAACCGUUUCUGUUACGAUUCAGCGCACUUUUCGCCGAAUUAACCGACCGGAUCGUCCCCGUCGCCAUGAACACUCGGGUCGGGUUCUUCCACGCAACCACCGCGAGGGGAUGGAAAGGCAUGGACCCCAUCUUCUUCUUCAUGAACCCUAGACCGGUUUACGAGGUCACGUUUUUGAACCAGUUGCCGGCGGAAGCCACGUGCUCGUCGGGGAAAAGCCCCUACGAUGUCGCUAACUACGUGCAGAUGAUCUUGGCCGCCACGUUAGGGUUCGAGUGCACUAAUUUUACGAGGAAAGACAAGUACAGGGUUCUCGCCGGAAAUGAUGGAACGGUGUUUUCCGGUAAUUCCGCCGCCAGCAACGGCGUUGAAAGACUGGCUUGCGCUUUCAAGAAGGUGGUGGGUACUUUCAAGCCUUUUAUUAUAUAUUCACUGAAACAAGUAAAAUGAACUUAUAGGAGGACCAUACUUUUUAAAUAUUAUUAUAUGUAUUAUACUUUUUGUGUAAGCGGACAAGGUUUGUAUUUUUUAUUAGCGAGUUUUUUUUUUUUUUUUUAGUUUGAAUUUUUUUUAAUGAAGUGUUGAAUAAUGUAUUUAAAUAGAAUCAACACUCGACAGUGUUGUUAACGUGACUUUA